This is a messenger RNA of Polistes canadensis, 747 nucleotides long. Its product is annotated as serine protease snake-like. Gene Ontology annotation, molecular function: serine-type endopeptidase activity. The coding region runs from base 144 to 722 and encodes 192 amino acids. Gene Ontology annotation, biological process: proteolysis. The record is from RefSeq and is a predicted model, not a curated record. The transcript is spliced from 3 exons. NCBI's taxonomy places the organism in Eukaryota, Metazoa, Arthropoda, Insecta, Hymenoptera, Vespidae.
CUUAGAAUUAAUUUAUUUAUUUGAAUGAAUUUAAUUAUUGCUUGGCUUAUGUAUAAAAUGUUGUUUAUGGUGGACAAUUAGAUCGAUCAUUUUUGUAAAGAAAAUUUUGUUAUUAUUGUUGCAUUUUCAGAGGUCCUGCGACAAUGGUACGAGUAGGUAUGAAGAAUUUAGAAGAAAACGAAGAUAGUUUGCAAGAAAGAACAAUAAUACGCAGAAUAAAGCAUCCAGAUUAUCGAUUACCUUCCAAGUACCACGAUUUGGGUUUGAUAGAAUUAGAUCGACCUUUGGAAUUAAAUCCACGAGUUAGACCAGCCUGUCUUGAAGUUCAUUUUCAACCACCUGAAAAGAAAGCUAUUGCAACUGGAUUUGGAAAAACAGCGUUCGAUGCAACGUCAGGUAGCAAGGAUUUAAUGAAAGUGCAAUUGGAUUAUAUAUCGAAGAAAGAUUGUAAAAAACGAUAUCAAUUCGAUUUAGGUAGUCAUUAUUUGCCUAAGGGAUUCAUACCAAAUUUGUUUUGUGCUGGAGUGAUGGAGGGUGGCAAAGACACGUGUCAAGGUGACAGUGGUGGACCAUUGCAACGAGUACUCAUUCAUCCUUAUUGCACUUAUAGCAUCGUCGGUAUCACAAGUUUUGGAAAAUUUUGUGCAUUCAAAAAUUCACCAGCUGUUUAUACCCGAGUCAGUUCAUAUUUGGAUUGGAUUGAAUCAAUAGUUUGGCCAUGAACGAAUGAAACAAGAUUCAUUAUAA